Molecule: messenger RNA, 1838 nt
Organism: Jatropha curcas
Lineage: Eukaryota; Viridiplantae; Streptophyta; Magnoliopsida; Malpighiales; Euphorbiaceae
Product: berberine bridge enzyme-like 17
Molecular function (GO): oxidoreductase activity; FAD binding
Source: RefSeq, a predicted model, not a curated record
GCCAAGAUAUCAAAUUAAUAUCAACCUAAAGAAAUGAAGGCCACAAUGCAAGCAACAAAACCAUUACUACUUCAACUUGUUUUGCUUGUCAUUGUUUCAUCAGGUACUUCAAAUCAAGUUAUCGACAAAUUUCUCCAAUGUCUUCCUCAUCAAAUUUACUGCUCCAAACCCAUAAAUAAAGCCAUUUAUACCCCAGACAAUCCUUCUUUUGAAUCUGUUUUACAAGCCUACAUUAAAAACCUAAGGUUUUUAAACAAUACCACCCCAAAACCACUUGCUAUCAUCACCGCCUUGCAUGAAGCCCAUAUCCAAUCAACUAUUAUCUGCGCUAAGUCCAACGGCUUGCAACUCCGGAUCAGGAGCGGCGGCCAUGAUUUCGAGGGUCUUUCUUACAGAUCUGACGUCCCGUUUGUAGUUCUUGACUUGUUCAAUCUCCGAGACAUAGACAUAGAUAUGGCUACAGAGACUGCAUGGGUUCAAGCCGGGGCAACAACUGGUGAACUUUACUAUAACAUCGCCAAGAAAAGCAAAGUCCACGCCUUUCCGGCAGGAGUUUGCAUUGCACUUGGUUUAGGCGGUCAUUUUAGCGGAGGAGGGUAUGGAAAUAUGAUGAGAAAGUACGGUCUUUCUGUCGAUAAUAUUAUCGAUGCGAAAAUAGUUGAUGUCAAUGGAAAAAUUCUUGAUAGAAAAUCAAUGGGAGAAGAUUUGUUUUGGGCAAUUAGAGGAGGUGGGGGAGGUAGUUUUGGAGUUAUCCUUUCUUGGAAGAUCAAAUUAGUUAAAGUUCCUGAAAAAGUAACAGUAUUUAGAGUAGAUAGAACAUUAGAACAAGGCGCAACGGAUCUGGUAUAUAAAUGGCAACAAGUUGCCACUAAAUUAGUGAAAGAAUUGUUCAUAAGAGUUCAACCUCAAAUUCAAAAUCCAACCAAUGAGACGGAGAAGACAAUUAGAGUAGGUUUCAUUGGUCUUUUCUUAGGAAAAAGAGACGAGCUUCUUUCCUUAAUGAAGAAGAACUUCCCUCAACUCGGUUUAAAGCGAGAAAAUUGCACAGAAACGAGUUGGGUCGAAUCUACAUUGUUUUGGGAAAAUUUGCCAAUAGGAACACCUACUGAAGUUUUGCUAAACAGAACAGGACCAGGUGGAAUAUUUUUCAAAAGUAAGUCUGAUUAUGUUAAAGACAUAAUUUCAAAGCAAGAUUUAGAGAACAUAUGGAAGCUUUUCUUGAAAACAGAAGGAAUGGUUAUGCAAUGGAACCCUUAUGGUGGAAGAAUGAGAGAGAUUUCGGAUAGCGCAACUCCUUUUCCUCAUAGAGCUGGUAUUUUAUUCAAAAUACAGUAUUUUACACUUUGGUUCCAAGAAGGGAUAGAGGAAACUGAUCGUCAUAUAAGUUUGGCAAGAAAAAUGUAUGACUCAAUGGCUCCAUACGUGAGCAAGAACCCCAGAGAAGCAUUCCUUAACUAUAGAGAUCUUGAUGUUGGUAGUAACCCUAGUGAUAGGACCAACUUUGGGAAAGCUAAGGUUUAUGGAAGCAAGUACUUUAAGGAUAAUUUUAUCAAGUUAACAGAGGUGAAGAAGAAGGUUGAUCCUAAAAAUUUCUUCAAGAACGAGCAAAGUAUUCCACCCCAAUGGGCUUAUUGAGUAAAAACAUGAAAAGUAUUGUAAAAGUUCAUUGCUAGUCUCUUUUCAUUAAUUUACUUAUAUGUCUUAAUUUAUUGGUGAAUUGAAAAACCUUUUCCCUUGUUAGAAUUUUUAUGGCGGCUUUGUAUUUUAUCUUUGACUAUAUAAUGAAGCUUGUGCUGGAUUUAUACCUUUUGUUAUUGCAUCAUCGCUGAUGCAAUCAA